Messenger RNA from Eupeodes corollae, 1049 nucleotides. RefSeq lists its product as uncharacterized. The transcript is spliced from 3 exons. The coding region runs from base 157 to 867 and encodes 236 amino acids. The record is from RefSeq and is a predicted model, not a curated record. Lineage: Eukaryota; Metazoa; Arthropoda; Insecta; Diptera; Syrphidae.
AAAAACAGCUGAUCAUUAAAUGGAUUCUGUUUUUUUUACUUGUGCCUAGAAAAAUUCAAAUGCAGAAAACUUUAAAUCGCAAAUUCAAUAAUAAAAUUAUUUCUUGUAUAAGCGUUUUAUGCUAGUGAAAUUUAUUAAAAAUAUUAACAUCACGUUAUGGCAAUAUGCAUUUGUGUUUCUAAUUACUUUAAUCAAAAAGAAUAUUAUACAAUUAGUGAUGAAUGUCCGGUAAAAUGCUUAGGGGAGAAACGACCUCCAAAAAGUAAACUUUCGAAGAAUCGAAGGAAAACUGAAGCCAAUGGCAUAGAUGUGUACUUUUUCAUUCGUGAAAUCCUAAAUUUCACUAGUUAUAGACAAAAAUGUUUAAAUGAUAAUGUAAAAGAAGGUAUCUUCCUUUUGAUUCAAAUAGUGCCACCCGAGAGGGAAGUCAUCGAUUAUAAAUGGAAUCAGAUGACUUCUUACACGUUAUGGGAAAAAAUCGAAGUUGACUAUCUGAUGUCAUGGUUAUCGACCUUGGGUGGAGGAUUCUCUGCUCUUGGAGAACAAUUUUCAACCUGUGCUGAAACAGCUGGUAAAAUAUCACUUCGCCAAUUACAACUGGGACUGCGACUGGGUGAUCCAUUUCUUCAGGCUCGAUGCAAACUCUACUAUAGCAUAUCACUAAUUCAAACUGGUCGCCUGCGAUAUGCAAAGUAUAUUAUCCGAGAGCAAUACAAAUUUGCCCGACAGCAUAAAGCAAUCGAUGGUCGUUUAGUGAAAAUGUGUUUUGGAAUUUGGCAUCGACUUCAAUACGAAUACAUGUUGAAACAGAAGAGAAAACAAACAAAUCAACCAAGAAAACAACCAACAAUUAAACCAAUUCAUUAGAUUUUGCUUAGUUUUUAUUUUUGAAAUCGGGAACAAAAAUGUCUCAUUAAAUGACUCGAAAAGUUCUCUCAUAAAUAUUGUGAUCCAAAAAACAAACAAAAAAAAGUUUAAAAAUUAAUUCAAUAAAUUUUUAUUCUUUCUAUCAACAUAAUUGUAUAAAAUAUUUUGUUUUUAAUUUAUAA